Orbilia oligospora ATCC 24927 is the source of this 1872-nucleotide messenger RNA. RefSeq lists its product as uncharacterized. The record is from RefSeq and is a predicted model, not a curated record. Bases 1 to 1872 code for a protein of 623 amino acids. Gene Ontology annotation, molecular function: protein binding. The transcript has 4 exons. NCBI's taxonomy places the organism in Eukaryota, Fungi, Ascomycota, Orbiliomycetes, Orbiliales, Orbiliaceae.
AUGGUUUCUGGGCAUCAAGGUUGUUCGAACUUGUGCCCCAGAUGUCAAAGGGAUUGCUUAUGUCCGAACUGCAAGAAAUGCCACUUCUGCCAAUGCAGCGAACGUUUUAUUCUGCAAAAGGGUCAAAAAGCCGGUGAAAAGCUGCCUCACAGUUGUCAGGCAUACAAGGACGAGGUGGUGAUAUACUCAACUGCGCAAAACAGCCUCUACCAUCAUUACUCCCUAGCCGCGGGAAAAAAUGCAUGGCUCGAAUCAGAGAGUAAGGGAUAUGCGAAGAAUUGGGCCGAUGAAAAGGAACAGACCAAGCGUCUUCGGUCAGAAAUCCUCCGCAUUGGGGAUGAUAAGCUGUUGGUAAAAAACUUCGCAGAGUUGUUUUCAUCGGAGCCGAUUUCCAUCAUCGUCGGGCCCUCGAAGAAGAGUUUCACGAUCCAUAUCGAUUCACUACGCCGGGAAUCAACCUACUUCAACGAAAUACUCUCUGCAAAGACAAGCGAGGAUGGCCCCUUCCUUUUAGAUGGUGGAGAACACAAUAUUGAUGCAUUCGAGAUGUUUGUGGAGUACUGCUACUUUGGUACGUACUUCGGGUAUGAUGAGCCACACUUAUUGCUUCUCCACGCGCGAGUUUACGCUCUUGCCGGAAAACUCAAGUGUUUACCUCUGAAAGCUAUCGCCCUGAAGAAGGCAACAGAAUGGUCCUAUGGUGAUUCCACGAGACCUGAAGGAAGCCUCCUGCUAAGUAUAGUCGCAGACCUGGUUGAAGCUAUCCGAGUAGUGUAUACCUACACUGAAGACUCUGGGCAUGGAUUUAUAUUGCAUAGGCCUAUCCCAAAUGAUCCUAGCGGCUCACUAGAAAUAACCAGAGAUAGAUUUCGUCUCCUUCUAGCAAAGCUCGCUGGAAUGCACCUGAACGCGCUAAAGAAUCUGGGCGAGUUCGUUAAAGUCCACCACAAGUUCUCAGACUUUAACACAGACAUGCUUUUGUUCGUCAGAAAUGCUGUGGAAAAGCCCAAAGCCAGUACAAGCGAAUCUAGGAAUGCCCUGACCGAUGGACAAGAUGAAUCUAUACAGUUGCGAAGGAAUGAUAUUUCCGCAUUCAGCAGAUUUUUCAACACUGAUACGUUGGGCGUCUUUGUCGGCAAGCAAGCCAAAAGAUUCGAUGUCCACAUAUCUGCCGUUGAAUGCGCUGAAUUCUUCAAACGGCUUAUGACUUCUGCAAUGAUAGAAUCACGAGAUAAAGCAGUGGAUUUGACAUCCGAAAUCGACACACCGGAUGCAUUUGAAAAGUUUGUUCAAUACUGCUACCUUCAAGACUACACCUGCGACAAAGACCGAGCUGAUACUCUCACGCAACACGCAGCUAUCUAUGUGCUUGCAGACAGAUUGAUCUGCCCGGGCCUAAAGAAACUCGCCCAUGAGAAAGCAAGAAUAGUUUGCGAAAAUGCACACGCAGAGAAGCCAGACGAAGUGCUUUUUGCAAUCCCCGCCGCUGUGACGUUGGUCUACGAGAAUACCUAUGACAGCCACAACACGAAACUUCUAGAACCUCUCAGCAACAGCCAGCAGGAUGCAACAAAUGAGGCUUCCAGUUCCACCGAGGGCACUACUGCUACCGAGGGACCCCCGAAGGGGAAGAACGACGCCCAAACAGCCGCUUCUAAUGUGAAAAGCGCGCCGGCUUUGGAAACUACCAAUAGAGAUAGUUUUCGAGUCCUGCUUUCUCAGUUUGCUAGCCUCUACAUCUCCCAGUUGCGAACUCAAGAGCCAUUCAGUUCUGCCCAUCAUCGCUUCCCCGACUUCGCGACGGAUCUUAUGUCUCUGGCCACACCCGGCAAAAAGUUCGAGUUAGGAUCAGACGGUCAACUCAAGCUGUAG